This is a messenger RNA of Amoebophrya sp. A120, 4714 nucleotides long. The record is from the annotation of a GenBank genome assembly. Lineage: Eukaryota; Dinophyceae; Syndiniales; Amoebophryaceae.
GGAAUUCCUUUUUGCCGAUCGCCGCCCGGGCUGGGAAGUAGUAGUGCACAAGACGAGACGCUGCGAUCGCUCGAGGUCAAGGAGGAGGAUUGUCGUGAAGAUGUGCGUGACACGCUCGUAAGUGUGACUGCCUCGUCUACCGAUCGAAGAAAAACAUCACAUCAUCGACGAGAAGUUGCACAACCUUCAAUGUCGGACGGUGCGAGUAGAAGUAGUUCUACUUCAUCUUCCUCUUCUUCUCCCCGGCGGCCGAAAGGAGAUCAAGACGCGGUUGCAGGUGAGUCACCUAUUACAACUUCGAGGUCGUCAACAUCGUCACCCAUUGUACCGGUGCGCCGAUCUUCUUCUUCAGGCAUAAUUCGCGCUAAGACUACUGAAGCCAGAAAAAAGAUCCGAAAGACAGAGAAAAAGCCAGCAGCCUCUUCCCCCGGCUCCCUCAGCAGUGAACAGCCAUCCCUGCGGUACCGUGGCCCCUCUGCGCUAGUGUCGCGUCGCGGUCCGCAUGCUCGUCCUUCUUGGCGCCCAGGUUCCACUCCGCCUGACAUUAGAGUAGAACGGCGCAGACGGCUGUUGGCGGACGCGCAGGCUGUGCUUGACACGACUCCGCCCUCGGAUCCGCGCCACGAAGCGUCGCUAAUCGUGACUACGGAAAAAUCUUCAGAAGAGUCGAGCGGGACGACGAGCAGGAGCUCUACAUCUACUACUUCUUUUUCCAGCGAUGAGGAUAACCAUGAGCAGGCCGCUAGAAGGCGGAGCAAAAGUCGUGGCGCAGACCAUGACGCAGCUUCUACAUCAUCUUCUAGCACGACCAGCAGCAGCGGCUCGCGCGGUUGCUCGGUUGUAAGAAGCACGAGCAAGAUUGCAAAGAAGCCGUCUGCCACGUCACGACGUGACCAACAACCACAUCACGAUGUUGUGCAAGAACGCCGAGGAGGACCAAGAAACGACUUCAACAACCACAGAAAUCUUCAAGAAGCGUCAUUGUCUGCUGGUGGUGCUGUCGCUGCCAACAGUUCCGCGGCGGGGGCCGCGGAGAUGGGCUUGAGAAAUUUCGAGGACCGCUUCGAUCGCGGCACUAGGCAUGACGUCGGCAGGUGCCAACCCAUUCAGGUUCAGCCUGAGGUGUGGCGGACGCGGGACCGGCUGAAGAUGCGAACGGGCCAACCCGAGCAGCACCGGGGCCAGCAGCAACUACCCGCGCCAGCAGAGGAAGGCAUCUACGGGAGCAUCGGCAAUCGCGAGCGCCCAGUGUAUUGGGAUCCCUACAGACCAGGGGGGACGCAAGAAACAGCAGAGCAGAACGACAGACAGCUUCGGAAAUUUUUAGACAAGAAAGGCCGACAGAGAGCAAAUUGUCCCCGUCCUACGAUUCAGCCGGUGCCCGUUCGGGUCAUGUCGGGUCUCGGGGUUCAGCAGGCGUAUGAUUAUUUCCGUGGGAGCCGCAUGGACAUGCCGGCAGCGAGGAUAGCAACGAAGUACGUCGCGCCCUCGGGGCCUCGCGCUGUUGCUCGAUCUCGCCCAGCUGCGCCAGAUGUCAGAGCGGGCGGCCCUUCCCCUACCAGCAGGAGAGGCGUUCGCGUUGGACCCCCAUCCAGGAUGAAGAGUAAGCAAGGGAAGACGCGCACUUUUUCGCCGGGGCGCAACCGGAACCACGCAACUGCGGACGAGCAACGCAACGGGAGCCGAAAGCAGGACCGUCACACUCAGCGGGUCGCCGCGCAGAGGAACCACGCGGCUGUCGCACGCCGGCAGGACGGAAGGAGUAGCACAAAUCAGAGAAAUUAUGCGAGGCACAGCCCAUCUCGUUCACCUCCGUUAGAGGUGGCCCAUCAGCAGCACCGGAGCCAGGACCCGCGAGAGCAGCGUAUUCUACACACCAUCACGCCGCGACCGGGCCGACCCGGUAGGCUUAAUUUCGAGAAGGCUAUGACACUGCCAACAAUGUCAAAAGCCUGCAUUGUUCUCAGUUUUUUUUUCCGGGCUCGCUGCAGCUUUUGCUAUAGUUUUAGAAUUUGAUCAAAGCAGCUUCUGCUAUGUCAGCUUUUGAUGCUAUAUUUUUUUGAGAGUCUUUGCUUUGACAUUGUUGGCAGCGCCAUUAUACCGACCGCGAUGCAGCAGGUUUGGCUGAUAUCCAUGGAAAAUAAGAAUCUAAACUGCGCUAUCGUGCACGAAUCAGACUCUGAUGAUAUGAUGAACUAUGAUUCGUCUUCGCUUGUUCUCACGCAAGAUGUAGAUGCUAUGCGCCACUAUUCUCAUGGCAACCACAUUCUUGAUGGCACUCGUACCAUUAUAUGAUCCGUUUUUACACAAUUUCCGAUUCAUCCGUGCGGAAUUUCUAUGAAAUUGGCAGGAGCAGGUGCAGCCAGGAAUGAGUAAACAAAUUUGCCACGGUAUUGCUCAUUACUUCAGUGCAGUUUUGUUCCAGGAUAGCUUGCCUCCCAGCCGAAGAGCCCUGGGAUACCGAGCCAGAUUUGCGACCACUUGCACUGUUUUCAAGCGGACUCCAGGGGCAGGCACCAUCGCAUUCCCUAUUACGAACCCAUAGUAGACACUGGAAGCGGCGCCGGGAUGUUCUGCAUGUUGUGCGACAAGAUUGCCGAUAGUGCUCACUGCCAGUCGGAGGCGCACCUGAAAAAAGCCGAAGUAUUCGAGAUGAUGCACGAAGCCGACCGGGCAAAGCGAUCGAAGUUGCUGCUCCCCUACCCGGAGGCGCCGUGGGUGAUGUACAAGGUUCACCGCAACGGGUAUUGCUUUCUGAAAGACGAAGCGGACUGGUGGCCUUAUUGUUUGUUGUGCGCUGGUAUCCUGUGCAAACAAGCAUCGCACUCGGGUACGUGGGCUGCUACCUUGCAUAUGCAUGACAGAUUGCCGCAUGACAAGCGCAAGCUAUUUGUUGCUUAGUACUUCUUUGCUGGGAUGAAUUCAAACUGGGUUGUAAUGCGUUCUAUACUAGUGCGAUACUUGUUUUGCGAAACUUCAUACGGGAGAACGGGGGGCACGAUAUCACGCGGAACUAUGAAUGCCGCUGGUCCUUUCCGCUCGACAAGGACACCCCGCACAUCUGCGGCCCGGUCGGGGCUGGAAAAAACAACAAGUCGCAGGGCCGCUGGCAUGCGGAGUUUGUCCGUGAGUAUUGGGCCAAGCCGGCAAAGCGGCGGGAGGUGGAGAGCCAGCGGAAAAGGAUCUACGAAGCGGACAAGGAGUAUUACAACUACCGCUGCUGGGAGGCAGGCAGCACGCGGGGCGCGAUUGUGCGGCGGGCGGGGCACAAGUUGAUGGAUUGCGGAAAGGACGAAGAUGAGGACUGGUUGUCGGGGGAGGAGGAAGAUCCGAGGAAGGAGGUUUUCAGACAGAAAGAAAAGGAGCGAGAAAUAGAAUACGUGGAGCAGGACAGCAGCCCCCUCAGCAGCGCGCCGGCAGAUCACGCGCAUAGCUACAGGGGCGGACGAGGAGACGCAAGGCGGGGCAGAAACUUCUAUCACCGACGAGCGGGCAGGCGAGCGGACGAGGCUACGUCUUGGCGGAACUACGUGGCCAGCCGUCGAGGCAGUCAUGUCGAGAGCAUUACGUCAUCGGCUGCGCAAGUAGAUUUCUCCUCGUUUAUCAGAAGUGCAACUGAUGUGACAACUGACUCCGCGUCCGCCAUCAGGUUUUUUUUUUUGUUUUGUGAAAAAGUAAAAGAAAAACGCAUGCACAGCAUGAAUAUAAAUUAGUUUUCAGUGCGUCGCCCCCGUCGCGUAGACUGUAUAGCUUUUUUCGACGGGCUGACGCGAGUCUUGCUGCUUUGAAAACUCAAGCACAUUCUUCGCAUGCACACACUUCAAAGCGAUUUUUGUUUUUGUACACGAGGUCCUCGCUGCUUUGCAUGACAAAAUGGGAGCGAGGGGUCACUUGUUGCACUUUGUGUAGUUGCAUACCUCCCGACCCGACAACCUCCGACUCGGAAGAGAGCGACCAAGAUCCACGCGCACCAUGGAGGCAAGGCGGUAGAUGGUAUCCGCUGGAAAUUUGCUGCACAGGAUGCUGACGCACAAAUUAGAACCGCCUUGCAUGACACAACCAGCGAUCUAGGUGUAGUGGGCCUACUUACGAAGUUCUUGCAGCAUAGCCAUGUGCUUUUUCUGUGCGUCCUCGUGUCGUGGGGUGCUACACUUUUCCAACUGCAUAGAGGGGGGAAAGCAGGCCGUGGUGGAGUCACACCAGGAGAAGCGGGAACUACAGGCACUACUAGCCUGCCCGCCCCGGCGAAGGGCAAGGGUAAGGGAGAAGAGCUGGCUGCUGCCAUGCGGGCGGAAGUAGUAACUACUGGGAAUUCCAAGCAGUAAGUAGUGGAAAAAGCCAUCCUGCUACGACGGGACGGCCGAGGACUUACGGCUGACGUGCUAAUAUUCUUCCGGAAGGUUGCAGCGAAAUCAAAAUGGAAUUUGAGGAGCAAGAGUCACAAUUAGUAUCGUAAAUAGUAUCUUCAGUUGCAUGCACUUCUACUACUUCUAUCGCGCAAUCGCAAUGUCACAGUACUCGUCGCAAAAUACGUCCACUCGCAAUUUUGGUUGAAUCCCAUUCGCUUUUUUGAAGAAAACAAUCCGCUUCCGGCACGAAAAAGGAACAAACGCUUGAGCAAGAAGAUGACUGGGUAUCAUGAGCACGAUCGCCUUGGUGUUGAUCAUGAUCUUCUGACUCAGUAGAUUUUCUACUUGGAUGAAACAGCUCCAGC